UUUAAUUGAAUUAAGUAGGAAACAAGGAGAAGAAAAGACACGGAAAAAAAGAGGAAAGGAUAAGCUUCCAAUGUACUUGCGUUCACCUUUCAUGGUUGAACAUGAAAAACUUUUCAAGAAUGUGGACAAUAGAAAGGUAGCUGAGUAUGCGUUUGCUCAAGGAGAUAAUAAGGAGCUUUUGUAUGCUGAUAACAUGGGGACAACGAUUACGAGAGAUGAGAUUCAUAGUCUCAUAGAAGAUAAGCACAUGUUGAACAAUGUUGUGGAUGCUUAUGUUUGCCUAUUGAAUUUUGAAAAUAAAAGACGUGGUGUAGACAAGAAGAGUAGAUUCUUUUUCAGUACUGAAUGCUAUCUCAUAUGUUGUACAGAAAAAUACUUCAAAUCAAAUGAAAGGCAAGAUGAUAGAAUGAAGGCUUUGUUUGAUAGAAUGCAGCAAGAAAUGACAACGACCGGAGUAACAAGCUUCAAAAGCAUUCAAUUGGUUUUCUUCCCGGUCGUUUUACCAGAUCACUACUAUUUGCUGUGUGUCAACUUUGUGGAAGGAACAUUUGAUUUGAUUGACAACAUAUUUCUUCCACCAAAUAUUCCUUUUCACAAUAAAUAUGGAAAUUACCAUAGAUUAAUGUUGAAUGCAUUUGCUGAUUUCGUUCACUCAAUUGACUCAAAUAUAAAGAGUGACUUUGUAUCCUCCUUCAAAACAAGAAACUUGAGUAUGUCAUGGAAGAGCAAUAAGAACAAACAUGAUUGUGGAGUGUUCCUGUUGAAGCACAUGGAAACAUAUGAAGGAGAAUCUGUAAAACAAUGGAAUUCGGGACUAGAAUUAGACAAUUUUGACCAAAUGAAAAAAUUAAGAGUGGAGUAUUGUGGGAAGAUAAUAACAGCAGAAGUAAAUGAAGAACGGAACAAAGUGAUUAGGAGAUCAAAAAAGUGGUCAAAGGAGAACAAAAUGGAUAUAUGAUUGUUAAGAUCUUAAGUUUAUAUUUGUAGAGAGAUAUUUGCAAAGAAUAUAACAGUAAUUUUUUAUGUUCUAUGUAUUUACCUGUUACAAGAAAUAUAUUGUUGAAUCAUAUUAAAUGCUAAAAUUUUAAUAUAAAAU
Messenger RNA from Chenopodium quinoa (quinoa), 1096 nucleotides. RefSeq lists its product as uncharacterized. The record is from RefSeq and is a predicted model, not a curated record. The coding region runs from base 71 to 958 and encodes 295 amino acids. Gene Ontology annotation, biological process: proteolysis. Lineage: Eukaryota; Viridiplantae; Streptophyta; Magnoliopsida; Caryophyllales; Amaranthaceae. Gene Ontology annotation, molecular function: cysteine-type peptidase activity. The transcript has 6 exons.